Messenger RNA from Rangifer tarandus platyrhynchus (Svalbard reindeer), 366 nucleotides. Lineage: Eukaryota; Metazoa; Chordata; Mammalia; Artiodactyla; Cervidae. The record is from the annotation of a GenBank genome assembly.
AUGAGCCCGGGCGCUGUGCGUGGGCCCGGGGGCGCUGUGCGCUGGGCUGCGACCGUGAACCAGGUGCGAUGCGUGGGGCCGGAGCGGCCGCUGUGUGCAGGUGACCCCGGCACUGGGCUGGAGGAAGGGGAAGGCGCGGGGACCCGGUCGCGCUGGAGGUUCCUCUGGCACCCACUGCUGGGACACCUGAGUCAGGGAAGUGUUACUCGUCCGUUCCAGAACCUCGGCCUGGAGAAAAAUGCAGUGAUUCCCAUCACCCUGACCCGUUCCCCUGUGAGACCAGUGGUCUGUUGUAUGUGCCAUGAGGGGCAUGGUGGUGGCUCUGGAACCUUGAGACUGUACCCUCAGAUGUAUGAGGCUUCUUAG